AUGAGCAAGAAUAAACCCAAACCAACCGAUUCUAAGCCGUAGUUAUCAAGUAUGCUUGCCUCAUUUAUAGUUUAUAGAAGCAGAAUUGGAGGCUUAAAAUAAGGCUAAAUAAGUUAACGAUGUUGAAAAUGAGGCGUACAAGGUAUUAUAAUUUUGAAACUCCUCUAGAAAUAAAUGAGAGAAGAAAUUAGAUUACUUAAAACAGACAUNGUAUGAUUUUACUAAAUUAUAAGUAGUAGGGAGACGCAAAUAUGAUUAUAGUUUACAUCAAUAAUUUGAGAGAUCUUUUGGUGUUUUAAUCUUUCGUUAUUAAGUUUAUUAGAAUCGAUUAAAAAUAGUAAAUGUAAAAUCAUGAAUGA
Paramecium octaurelia is the source of this 359-nucleotide messenger RNA. The record is from the annotation of a GenBank genome assembly. NCBI's taxonomy places the organism in Eukaryota, Ciliophora, Oligohymenophorea, Peniculida, Parameciidae.